CAUGCGCCCCAGCUCUCCACAAUCUAGGGAUGCGUUUGUCUUCAUAAAACGAUGAACAAACUGGAUCACUGUUGCAUGAAAGCAGCCCCCCCCCUCUAGUCUACUCUCAUGAGCAUGAUGUCAGCCACCGAUGAGGUAACGGUGUCCAUGGGGGAGGUGGUGAUGAUGAAGACUGACGGUGAAGUUGGCAACGAGGACCCUAACAAGACUCAGGUCAUCCUCCAACUCCAGCCAAUCACCACUGGAGAUGAAUCUGCUGAAACAGAUGCAGCUGUCAUGGCUGUUGAAGCUCAUCCAGAGCAAUGUGAGGGUGACGACGUGGAGAUAGGCUGUCCCAUAACAUGCGGCGACAGUAAAGCUGUGUUGCUCGUGAAGAAGUUUGUGUGCCCGGGAAUCAAUGUAAAAUGUGUGAAGUAUGAAGACCAGCUGAUCAGUCCCAAGCAGUUUGUGCACAUAUCUGGAAAAGCCACUCUGAAAGACUGGAAGAGAGCCAUCAGGAUGGGGGGAGUCAUGCUAAGAAAAAUGAUGGAUUCAGGUCAGCUAGACUUCUACCAGCACAGCACACUGUGUACCAACACAUGUCGCAGCACCAAGUUUGACCUUUUAAUCAACAACACGCGUUUCCCUCCAGACGGCAGUGGGCUUACUACACCUAUAUCCUCUCAAGCUCAGGUGGUUCUGGGAAAUGGUGGAACAGUGGGUGAGGACAGAGCCGAGAUCUUGAGUGGGAAGUCGGACUGGAGCUCAAGUUCACUGGAGUCUGCAGACAAGAAGGGAUCUAAUGAGAUCUCAGAGGAUACGCUGAACUUCUGGAAGGGGAUUGCUGAUGUGGGUUUGCUGGGUGAAGUUGUGACCAACAUCAACACGGAGCUGCUGGAGCUGCUGAACGGCGUGCAACAGCGCAGGGAGGCGGCUGCCUUACAGGACACAGAUUCCUGUCUGGUAGAGGUGGCGGUGCUCAGUAACCUCGCCCAAGUCUUUGGCCUGCUCGACUCAGUCAAAAAGAUUCUGGAGACGAGGAAGCAGCAGACGGAUCCCAACCAGGAGCAGAUCCUCAGCACGCUCACCAACCUGGAGUUACAGCUGGAAGAGCAGAAGAAGCAGCAGCAGGUGCGAGCUCUUCUGUCCUGCCCGCAGCCUGCCAAAAGCAAAACUCCUACCAAGCGCCAAACCAAGCGGCCUCGUCUCCAGCGGCCCGCCUCCACGACCACCCUCCUGACCUCACCAAUCACCCAGCAGGCAGCGCUGCAGCCCCAGCAGUUCACUGUUCUGUCCCCCAUCUCGCUGUCUUCUGUUGGACAGCCAUUCACAGUGGCAGGCCUGCCCAUGGCCUCUCUGGCCCAGUCCUCCAACACAGUCACCCUGCUACCCGCUGGCUCGCAGCUCUUCACCCGGUACAUGGUGACCGGAGAUGGAAAGACGGACACAAUUACCUUGCACCCAUCCUCGGGCCUCACACUGGUGGGCACCACUGCCGUGCAGGACUCCAGCCAGCUGGGCACAAUGGUCAGCCCUGUGGAGCUGGUGCACCUGAGCCAGCAGGCUGGCGGUACAGAGGUGGUGCCUAUAGAGGGCCAGGUGGUGGACGGCACCAUGCUGGUACAGCAAGAGGUGAUGCAGGGUGAGGUGGAGGGCGGCCAGGAGCACACGGUCAUCGAGAUCAACCCAACACCAGUGGAGCAGGCAGUGGGAGUGAUGGAACUGCAGCUGACCGGGGAGUCAGGCAGAGAUGGGGCCACCAUGGUGGUCCAGAGUGGGAUGGAGGUGACGAUGGCAGCAGAAGCAGAGGAGACACAGUGCCAAAUUCAGGAGGCACAGACUGAUGGGGUGGAAGGGCUGCAGCUGGAUGCAAGUGGACAGUUGUCAGGUGUGCAGAUCGUGGUGAUAGAAGAAAAUACUCAGGAAGAAAACAAAGUCAAAUGAGACGUGGUCUUAUUUUAUUCAGCACAGCAGGUAUGAACUCAUAGAUAGAGCUGUCAUGGACUUGUGAAACUGUAAAUACACAGAUUUUCCAAAUUCACAAAUUGCUUUGGCGUCAGACCAAGCACUAGGGUAGCCAUUUUUCCUGUUUUGGUGUGUUUGUACAAGUUCCUCUCAAUUUGUUCAUUUUUAGAGAAACAAAGAGGCUUCACACGAAAUGAAUAUGCUAAUAAUACUUCUGUUUGUUUUUAUUUUAAAGAUAGUUCCAGUUUAUGACACCUUGGUUCCUGGUUUGUAGUUUUGGCCCUCAUUUCUUUAGAUGUCAUGAACUGCUGAAACAUGAGGACAUGAAGACAUCACUGAAAGCAGAGCGAUGUGCUGAUCAGACCGGCUUCAGCUGCACUUCUGGGAUAACCACACUAAAUUAUUUCUCAAACAAAAACAUCCUUUACAGUUUACAGGCUUUGUAGCGAACCCAUUCUACGUACUGCUCUUGUGCACACACAGUUUUCCUGUACAUGAUGAUCAUUACCAAUAUCUGGACUCCACAUAGAACUCCAAAGGCUACAGAUACAGAUUUUGAACUUAGGAGUGUCAUCAGCACACAAAGUAGUCCAGCUGCAGUAAUGCUGAACUGAGGGUUAGUUAAACACCCUAAUCUGUUACAAUCAAAUAAGAGAACCAAAAGAAAAGCACCUUUAAACACAUUUAUUCUUUGAGAUAGGGAACGGAGGUUGGUUGGGAUGAAGAUAGUGGUGGACGAGGGCAGAGGACUGAGGGAGGCUGAUGGUGUAGCAGGGCAGAGAGAGAGAGUAUGGCUGGUUGGAUGGGCUGAGAAAAGAGGGAGGCUGGGAGUGACUGGCUGGCCACAUGAGUUGUGGACAAAGUGGCGGCCUGAGAGGCAGGACUCAGUGGCUGGUUAGCGGCUAGUACGGACAAACAGGAGGACCACGCCCACAACAGACACAUGCACAUACAGACAAAGAGGGAAAAGAACAGAAGUGGCGAAAAGAAAAGCAGGAGGCACAGUUACAACCAUAACAGAAUGUGUGUUUAAGUCCAGUUGGAGAAACAGAUUAUUUUUACAUUUAAGAAUUUAAGGGAUUACCAGAUGCCAAAGCACUGCAGCAGCCAUUUGAUUGGCUCCAACCUUGUCAGAUGCUGUUGCAUUGCAGCAAAAGUUGAGCCAGGUUCACUCUUAAAUUCCAUGUUUAUUUUGGUUGUGAUCAUUUUCCACAACAGUGUUAUCGAUAGAAAAGUGUUGUUUUUUUUUUUAAAUUUCCAGUUAAAGUGUGAACGUGUCCUCACUCAUACCUGGAGCUCUGUCAAGGUCACUUCCUUGUUUCUGCAUCAGUUUGUCAACAACGGUCUGCUUGACAUCUGAGACCACACAGGAAGAACCACAGCUCUGUAUGUGCCAGAAAAAACAACAUGUAUGUGCUCUGUAUGUCUCCACAUGGUUGUACUGUGUUCCAUACCCUCGUUCCCUUUAGAUUUUCUUCAUUAUCUAUAAUAUGCAGAUUAUUUUCUAAGUUAAUUCAUUUUUUAAUAAAAUGUCACAAAAUGUUAAAAAUGCUAAUUUAAUAAGACGUCUUUGCAGUUCAAGGUUAUGCAUUCAAAUUGCUUGUUCUCAGUUUAGCGAAUGUAUUUAAUUUUUAUAUUUUCAGUUUGGUGAAGCAGCAAAUCGUCCCAUUUGCAAAGAUGAAAACAGAAAAUAUUCAGAAUUUUGCUUGACAAUUGACCAAAACAAUUGAUUAAUCAUCCAUACAGUUGCAGAUUAGAUUUCUAUCAAUGCUCUAAAACGUGUAGAAAUGAUGGCCAAACCUACGAAAAUGGGACCAAAGUUGUAAUAAAUCAGAAUUUUUCUCUAAGCCUCCACGAACAACAGGGCAAGAUAAUGCACUGUAACUCCAGAAGUCACCGUGCGGGGCUUUAUUAAUGGUGCUGAUAUCUGUCAGUUCACAUCCUCUUAUUACAGGCUCAGUAGCAGCAGGCUGGAAGUCUCUGCUGUGCUUCAUACUCAUUACCAGUAACAGUGUUGGCGUUACCUGAGGCUGGGAUUAAUUGCACUGUCUGUUGUGUCAUACCCAAGCUGUAUUGUUUUUGCACUGUGUGACGUCCUUGUAGGACUACAGAAGAUGUUGCCUGCUCUCUUGACAUUUCUUCAGAAUACGGCCUGUGCAGAGGUGAAUGGAAACAGACUGAACUCCUCACUGGAACUGCAUCGCUUAUGCACUUAUUCUCAGUGGCUUCUUACUGCCUGAUAGAGUUUCUCCACUAAUACAUUUUUGUAAACACCUGUUGCUUUUCUCAGUAUCAUAGAUAGUGCGAGUUACUGGGCUGAUUGUUUAAGUCAGGAUAUAAAAGCACAUAUAUAUACUUAAUGUCAAACUUGCCUGUAUUUUACACUCGUACAGUAGUGUCUUAUUUAUUAGUUUUCCAAGUGAAGAGAUGGGCCUCUUUGUUAAAGGUGGAAACAUGGAUUAAUUUAAGCUCUUGGUUAUGGCUAACAUCAACAAAGACCUGUUAAAGAUUUGCUUUUCCAAUAAUUUAAUUUAACAAAUGAGGGUAUUUGCAUACUGACUUUGUAAUGUGUUUUAAUUAAAACUUAAAAAAAAUAAAAAUAA
Messenger RNA from Stegastes partitus (bicolor damselfish), 4547 nucleotides. It is a transcript of the gene gmeb1, whose product is annotated as glucocorticoid modulatory element binding protein 1. Gene Ontology annotation, molecular function: RNA polymerase II cis-regulatory region sequence-specific DNA binding. Gene Ontology annotation, cellular component: nucleus. The record is from RefSeq and is a predicted model, not a curated record. NCBI's taxonomy places the organism in Eukaryota, Metazoa, Chordata, Actinopteri, Pomacentridae. Gene Ontology annotation, biological process: regulation of transcription by RNA polymerase II. The transcript has 10 exons. Bases 109 to 1923 code for a protein of 604 amino acids.